CAGCUAGAUCAGCCCUUCAGCUGUCUGUCCAGACAUCACAUCUCAGCUGUCGAGGGAAAGUAUGGAGCUCGAACACAUUAGAAAUUUGAGGGAGAGAUGCACCGUGAGGCGGGACAUCAUCAGAGAGUUUCUGGCGGAAUUGCUGGGGACAUUCGUAUUGAUACUAUUUGGUUGUGGUUCAGUGGCCCAGACUAUUCUCAGCAGAGAAAAACAAGGAGAAAAUCUCACCAUCCACUUUGGCUUUACUCUAGGGGUGAUGCUGGCUGUGUACAUGGCAGGAGGCGUGUCAGGUGGACAUGUAAACCCAGCUGUUUCUCUGGCUAUGGUUGUCUUGGGGAAACUCCCAUUAAAGAAAUUUCCUGUCUAUGUGGUAGCCCAAUUUCUAGGUGCCUUUGUGGGGUCUUGUGCUGUCUUCUGUCUGUACUAUGGUGCCUUUGCAAAUUUUGCUGAUGGAAAACGGAUUGUAAAUGGUGAAAAUGCCACAGCAGGUAUCUUUGCCUCAUAUCCACGCGAAGAUCUAUCAUUGUUAAAUGGAUUAAUUGAUCAGGUGAUUGGCACAGGUGCCCUGGUCCUUUGUAUUUUAGCCAUUGUAGAUAACAAGAAUAUUGGGGCCCCUAAAGGAAUGGAGCCACUGGUUAUUGGUCUUAGCAUCCUGGCUAUUGGAGUGUCCAUGGCGCUGAACUGCGGCUAUCCCAUCAACCCCGCCAGAGACUUGGGACCUCGGCUCUUCACUGCUAUGGCAGGAUGGGGACUAGAUGUGUUCAGGGCUGGAAAUGGUUGGUGGUGGGUUCCAGUGGUGGGGCCGAUGGUGGGUGGUGUGCUUGGGGCAGUGAUCUACUUCCUGAUGAUUGAGCUGCACCACCCCGAGCCUGAGAAGAAUCUUGAAGACGACAACAGCAUCAAAGAUAAAUAUGAAUUGAAUACCGUAAACUAGAAGGAGAGGGAAAGUAUGGUAUCUUUUUCUUCACCAUAGGCCUCAAACAAAAAGCACUGCUAUUUCUACAUACUCUCCCCCUUUCUGACUUUUCUUCUAGAUCUCUUUUCUGGGUCUUUUGCCAAGUAAUUUCAUGAAACCAAGCAGCUAUGAAAGACAGCAAGUGUUGAUUAUCCAUAAUUCUAGCUUUUUUUUCCCCAUGUUCUUAAAAAGUUUAACUAUAGAACAUUUCCAAAGAUCACCAUUCAUUCUAUCAACAUAUAGCGACAACAGAAACAAUCAGGUAUUUAAUGUAAAGCAUCCACAGUUUAUGAGUAUUUACCAUAAAUAAUUGUCACACCCAUGCCAGUAACAGAUUACAGGUGCUAACAGAUCCUCCACAUUACCAACUCUGGAAUGUAUAGAGAUAAUCAAAAUUUUUGACUGGUUUCUCAGGUUUACUUUCCCUUAAGAUACAGCCAAUGCAGGUUGUCAUGCCUCAGCCAGAGAGAGUUGAACCACUUCAGGAUAGUACCUUUAAUUUUUCCUUCAUUCCUUUUUCUAAUCCUCCUACUAAUCCUACUUAUCUGAACUUUCACAGACAUCUGACAACCCUAUAUCUUGCCAUAAGCAGACAGAUGUUUUUCUCUCACUGAAAUGAAAGAAGAGGGUGCAUUACUUUCCACUCUUUUUACUCAAAGACGAACAGGUCUCCUUGUCUGUAAACUAUUAAGUCAGGAUGAAUCAAUACAUGUACUGCAUGCAUAACUGCUGAUAAGGUAACAUGCAUGAGGUAACAGAAUGAAUGUUGCAAUGCAUGCUAAAAAUAAAUGUGCAACAAACUAUUAUAUAUAAGCUUAAGAAGAAAUAAAUGUGUAUUUAUCCGACAAUGUGUCAAACCGUUGAAGAAAAUAAUUGCAUCAGAAUAAACAGGAGCAGUAUUGUGUAUAAUAUCACAUAACGUGAUCAUUUUAAUGUAUCAGUCACAGCUUCAGUAGGUAUUUCGUAGCUAUUGUUUGUGAAUUUUUUUUUUUAUUUCAUGUGUUUUUCCCCCCUUUUUAAAAACAUUGUAAUUUAUUUAUCAGCACUUGAAUUAUAAGCAGUUGUUUGUACAAUUCAAAAUGAUUCUGUUAUAUAUUCCAAUAUUUUAUCUUUCAGGUUCAGAUUUGUUUACUUGCUCUCUCAUAAAUGAAAUAUUUAUUAAUUACUCCAUUCAAAAUGUUGAAAAUAGUAUUGUCAUUCUACUAAUGUAGACAUAAUUAAAUAAACAUAC
Messenger RNA from Cyprinus carpio (common carp), 2186 nucleotides. RefSeq names its product aquaporin 9b (gene aqp9b). Gene Ontology annotation, molecular function: glycerol channel activity; water channel activity; urea transmembrane transporter activity. Gene Ontology annotation, cellular component: plasma membrane; basolateral plasma membrane. Gene Ontology annotation, biological process: water transport; glycerol transmembrane transport. NCBI's taxonomy places the organism in Eukaryota, Metazoa, Chordata, Actinopteri, Cypriniformes, Cyprinidae. The record is from RefSeq and is a predicted model, not a curated record.